Messenger RNA from Colletotrichum chrysophilum, 1119 nucleotides. RefSeq lists its product as uncharacterized. The coding region runs from base 1 to 1119 and encodes 372 amino acids. Gene Ontology annotation, biological process: protein N-linked glycosylation; cell wall mannoprotein biosynthetic process. The record is from RefSeq and is a predicted model, not a curated record. Gene Ontology annotation, molecular function: alpha-1,2-mannosyltransferase activity. Gene Ontology annotation, cellular component: Golgi apparatus; membrane. The transcript is spliced from 3 exons. Lineage: Eukaryota; Fungi; Ascomycota; Sordariomycetes; Glomerellales; Glomerellaceae.
AUGAUUCGCCGAUACGUGAGUCCGCGACGACGACCGACGUCCUUCCGUCUGCCCAUCUGGGUCUGGGUACUCCUUGCUAUUGGGCUGCUCGAGUCUGCGUACCACUGUAGCAGGUUCAGGGUACCAGUGCCGGUCGAAGAGCAAGAUGAGCCGUUCUACACGUCGUGUCGUGAGCCAGACGUGAAUGGCAACCGCGAGAACGGAGUAAUUGUCAUGCUGGCGAGAAACUUGGAGCUCGAAGCCGCAAACCAUACCGUCGCAUCUUUCGAGAGGCACUUCAAUCGAUGGUUCCAUUACCCAAUCGUGUUCCUCAACGACGAGCCGUUCGACGACAGGUUCAUGGAGGUGCUGGGGAGUACAUCGAGCGGAGAUGUGACAUUCGAGACAAUACAACGGGAGGAUUGGACGUUUCCGACGUGGCUCAACCAAACAGCAGCAAAGGAGAGCAUCGCCAAGCAGGGAGCACGUGGAACGAUACAUGCUGGGCAAGAAGGCUACCACCACAUGUGCCGGUUCUAUUCAGGGAAAUUCUACCACCUCGAAGUACUCCAAAAGUACAAGUGGUACUGGCGACUCGAACCGGACGUCGAUUUCUACUGCUCGAUAACAUACGAUCCGUUCGUCGAAAUGGCCCGGCGCAAGAAGGUGUACGGCUUCACAUUGUCUCUCUGGGAGGAAUGGGCCACGGUUCCAUCGCUGUUCCGACACACGGCCGAAUUCAAGGAGGCCUUCGACAUCGCGUCAUCGUCGCUUUGGACGGCGAUGAUGGAGCCGUCCUGGCUGCCGUACCCAUUGAGAUCUUUGAUGAGUGUUCUACCGCAUCGCGAUCGGUUUGGUGACGCCUGGAGCGGCUGCCAUUACUGGAGCAAUUUCGAGAUAGCCGACCUCGACUUCUUCAGGGGCAAACAAUACCAGUCGUUCUUCAGGACGCUCGAAAGCACAGGCGGGUUCUAUUUCGAGAGGGGAUUUGUCGUUGCAUUUAGUGGGGAGAUGCCGCUGUACAUUCACUGGCUGUGGGCAUGCUCCUUGACCCCAGCCAGGUUCACCACUUCGAAGACUUUGGAUAUAGACAUGACGACGUCUUCCAGUGUCCUGCGAAUGCGCCUGGAGGGCAAUUAG